Molecule: messenger RNA, 4833 nt
Organism: Lodderomyces pseudojiufengensis
Lineage: Eukaryota; Fungi; Ascomycota; Pichiomycetes; Serinales; Debaryomycetaceae
Gene: INT1
Product: Int1p
Exons: 2
Coding region: 1-4833 (1610 amino acids)
Biological process (GO): axial cellular bud site selection; protein localization to bud neck
Cellular component (GO): cellular bud neck contractile ring
Molecular function (GO): GTP binding
Source: RefSeq, a predicted model, not a curated record
AUGGAUAGAUUGCUCCAAACUGAAUUAAAUACUAACUACUUAUCAGAAUCAGUGGAUCUUUUACUAAAGGAAAUGAAUUACGAUAUGGAGAAUUUAAAUGAUGAUAAUGAAACUCUUAAAAAUAAUAAAGAUAAUCAAAAUAUAUCGUUAUCAAUCAAUAAUUCACCGACAAAACCAUUAAAUUUUCCAAACAACCAAGUUAAAUCUACUGAUCCAAAUUCAAGUUCAGAUACAUAUACCAGCGAAGAUCCACAAAUGAAAACUAUGGAAAGUUUAAAAACUUCAAUGGAUAGAAAUUUUGAUAUUGAUACAUCAAUGGAACUUGGUAAAACAAUUUCAAUACCUCAAUCAUAUGUUGAUAAUAAUGGUGGUGAUUCACCUGUUGAUGAAUUUUCUUUCAAAACACCAAUGACUUCAGUAAUUGAUUUGACAAAUAAACAUCAACAACCUCAACAAAAUCAAGAAUAUGAGCAACAAGAACAACGGAACUACACGAACUUAUCUCCCAACAAAUCAAUAUUACGUAAAACACCUAAAGCUUCACCAAAAAAAGUUGCAUUCACAUCUACAAAUCCUGAAAUUCAUCAUUAUCCUGAUGAAAAUUUUAAUCGAGAAGAAUCUCAAGAAUCAGAAACAAUUCCUGCAUUAUCUUUACAAAUACCAUUACAACAUCAUUGGACACAACCUCAUUUAGAUCAAUCUGAAGAUGAAAGUGUUGCAUCAUCACCAGCUCCACCACCACCUCCUCAUACAACUAAACCUACAUUUGCUGAACUUUUAAAUCAAAAUAAAUUAAAUAAUAAUCAAGAUGAUGAUUUAGAUACUGAAACUUUAACUGAUUUAAAAUUAAAACAUGAUAAUUUUAGUAAUUUGUCAUUAGAUGAAAAAAUGAAUAAAUAUUUAACCAAUAAGACACAGUCACCAUUAUCAUCAAAUCAAAAUGAAGAUAUUGAAUUGGAUACUCAUUUAAUUCAAUUAGAACAAGCAUCAAAGAAUAAAACAAUUGAUAAUAUACAUGAAUUAUCAUUAUCAUUACAAACUUCAAAUUUUAAUAUAGAAAAUCCAUUAGAUUCAUUGCAAAAAUCACCAGAUCAACAAUUAAGAUCCUCAGGAUCUUCUCAAUCUUCAUUACAAUCUUUAAGAGAUACUAAUCGUGGUUUACAUUCAAUACCUGGUUCACCAACUAAAGCUAAUAGAGGUUUAGAAUUAAAAGAUGGUAUAAAAGGAUUACCUAAUUCAGUUGUCGAAGCUUUAUUACCUCAAGAUGAACCUACUGAAAAUAUAAGUUCGAGGCCAUUGUCAAGUAGUAAGGAAAAUGUUAAUGAAAGAUUUGGCUCAGAGGAUCAUAUGGAUUCUUAUGAUAGAUCAUUUAAUUAUACAGAACAAUCUAUUUUAAACCUUUUGAAUAGUGCUUCUAGUUCCAAAGUUGCAGUUAAUAAAUCAACUGAACAAGUUCAAGUUAAAAAGGAAUAUGAAGAGGAAGCAAAUGAAAAAGAACCAAUACCCGAAGUGAAAGUUUUGGUAAAAACUGAAAAUGAUUCAUCUUUACAACCAAAUUUAGCUACAAAAUCAUCAAAUUUCCAACCACAACAAGAUAAGCCUGAAUUUGCAAGUCAAGUAUUUAAAUCAGAAGAGAAUAUUCAUGUGUCAGCUUUCACUGGUUUAACUCCAGAUGAAGAAAUAAAACGAUUGAAAGCAGAAGUUCAACCUGAAGAUAAUCAAGUAGAAUCCGAAGAUGAUAGUAGACAACAAAAUGAAGAAUCAAGAAUGUCAAUUAGAUUUCAAAUGGAUAGUGAUUGGAAGUUAGAAGAUAGCCAUGAUGGAGACAAGGAAGACAAUGAUGAAGUAAGUAGAAUUCUCGAUAAACCGGAGAUAACCAAAGAUUCAAUUAAUUCUUCACAAAAUGAUCAAUAUGAAGACGCGUCAAAUGAAGUCAGUCAGCAAUUAAAUGAUCAACCAACUCAAACUUUAGCUCCUCCAAAAUCUCAAGACGAAGUACACUUAUCAACUAAUCAACCAAAAGAAGACUCCGAAGCUCUAGCUAAUUCAUCAAACAUUGCUGAACCAAAUGAAGAUAUCACACUUCCUCCCGUUGAAACUAAUAACUAUUCUUCCUUCGAUGAAGUGACUAAAAAUCUAGAUACUGUAUCAAGUUUUGAACAAUCAUUAUCUGCUGAAAAUGAUAUUGAUAAAAAUAAAAUGGAUAAUUUCAUUUCUAUAUGGCAUAGUCAAGAAAAGCAAAAAAGAAAACAAAUUCAUAAAGUUCCAACAAAACAAAUAAUAGCAGCAUAUCAAGAAGAAGUUAAUCAACGUUCAAAUUCCGUAUCUACAAUUCAAACAAAAUUACCACAAUCAAUCAAAAAUCACAAAAAAUUUAAAGAAGUUCAUGUUAUGUCAAGAAGAGUUGUUAGUCCUGAUUUUGAUCAUUUACAAAUUUCUGGAUUUUUACCUGAAUUAUCAAGAGAUUCUGGUUUUAAUGAUUUACAAUUUUCAAACUAUGCAAAUUCUCAAAGACAUUUAAGUUCUAAUUCUUUAAAUACUAAGAAUGUUUUAUCUAAUAUUGAAAAUUAUCCAAAUGUUAUUGAACCACCACAACCAAAAUCAUAUAGUGAGAUUCGACAAAAUAAAACAAUACCUUCAUCACAACAAUUGGAAAGACAAGGAAUUGAUCAAUAUCCUAGAAAUCCAAAUAAUAAAAGAUCAAGAUUCAGAGUACCUACAUUCGAAAUUAAACGUUCAUCUUCAAUAUUAUCACCAAGAAAUAUGUAUGAUGAUAUUUUUGAUGAUGUAAUUAAUAAAAAACCUCCAACUAUAAGAGCAGAAGGAAUGAAAACAUUACCAAGUAUGGAUAAAGAUGAUGUUAAACGUAUAUUAUCAACAAGAAAAGGAAUGACUCAUGAUGAGUAUAUUAAUGCAAAAUUUAUUGAACAAAAACCUAAAAAAAAUUCAAUUGUUACUGAAGCUGUAGAUUUAUAUGAUAAAAUUCAACAAACUGCAUCAAUUCAUGAUACAAAUUUAGAUUCUCCAAAAUCACGUCAAGUUUCAAAUACAAUUGGUGCUGAUGUAUUACCAUAUUUAGCUGAUGAAUUAAGAAAAUCUCCAAGAACUUUAUUAUCUAAAGAUCAAGUAUUUGAAAAUGAAAAAGUAUCAUCAAUACCUCAGUCACCAAUAAUAAAUUCAAAUAUAAACAAUACAUUACCUGAACCUGAUUUUGCUUUAGAUUUUUCACCUGAAAAUUUUCAACAAGAACAAUCACCUGAAAUUGAUGAAUUGGAAAUACAAUCAAAUAAUAAAGAUCCAAUAUUUAUAGAUGAGAAAGUUUCACCAAAAUCUGAACCUAAAUUCCAAUCUGUAUUACCCAGUACUCCAAUAAAAGAACAUGAUUUAACAACAAGAAAUACGAACUCAUCACCAACUAAAAGAAGUCCUAUUAAAAUUGGUUCUCCUGUAAGAUUAAUUAAAAAAGAUGGUUCAAUUACAGGUAUUGAAUCACCUGGUAGAAAUAAUAAUAAAGAUAUUUAUCAUCAUAAACCUAAACCAUCAUUUAAUGGUAAUGAAAUUAAUAAUACUAAAUUGAGAGAUAUAGCAUUGGAAAAUAAUUCAAAUUUGGAAGAUCCAAAUCAACAUAUUCCAAGUACAGUUUCAGUUCCAUCUGAAUUUUCUGAAUCCAGGCAAGAUCUGAAUCAUCACCACAAGCAACAUCAACAUCACAAAUCAGAACCUAAAGUUAUUGAUGAUAAAGUUCCAAAUGUUCAAUUACAAGAAAAUGGUAAAUUAUUUUUUAGAGUUGUGGGAUUGAAAAACAUAAAUUUACCAGAUAUGAAAUCUCAAAAGGGAAAAUUUUCUAUUACAUUAGAUAAUGGAGUACAUUGUGUUAAAACACCACAAUAUGAAUUAAAUUCAAAUGCUAUACCUAUAGGUAAAGAAUUUGAAUUAACAGUUUCAAAUUCAUUACAAUUUAUUUUAACAAUGAAAUGUCAAUAUCCCAAACCUAAAGGAACUUUAGUUGAAGUAAGAGAAAGAAAAGUAGUCAAAUCAAAAAAUAAAUUUGCAAGAUUAUUUGGUUCAAAAGAUAUUAUAACAACAACAAGAUAUGUACCAAGUGAAGUAAAAGAUAUUUGGGCUAAUAAAUUUGCCAUAGAUGGUUCAUUUGCAAGAUGUUAUGUUGAUUUUGCUCAAUUUGAACAACAAAUAACUGGUAAAGUUGCAAGAUUUGAUCUAAAUUGUUUUAAUGAAUGGGAAACAAAUAAUUCAAAACAAAGAUUAAAACCAUAUAAAAUUGCAGAAUUAGAAGUUGAAAUGUUAUAUAUUCCUAAAUCAGAACCAAAUGAAAUAUUACCAACAAGUAUAAAAAGUGCAUAUUCAUCAUUACAAGAAUUAAAUAAUGAGUUAUCAGUAUAUAAUGAAGGUUAUUUACAUCAAGAAGGUGGGGAUUGUGAGAUUUGGAAAAAAAGAUGGUUUAAAUUAUAUGCAACAUCAUUAAUUGCUCAUAGUGAAUUUAAUCAUAAAACAAGAGCCAAAAUAAAUUUAAAUAAAAUUAUUGAUGUUCAAUAUAUAGAUAAAGAAAAUUUAAAUCAUUUACAUCAAUCAAAGAAAACUUCUGGUGGUAAUGGUGGUGGUAGAAAUUUUAGUGAUAUUUUAUUAGUUGAACAUUCAUUUAAAAUAAAAUUUGGAAAUGGAGAAAUUAUAAUAUUUGGAGCACCAAAUUAUAAAGAAAUGAAAAAAUGGAUUGAAAUUUUAGAAAAUAUUAUAAUUAGAAAUAAAAUUAGAAGACAACCUUGGAUUAAAUUAAUGAUGAAAGAACAAUUGAUAAAUCAACAAAUUAAUCAAUAA